Kickxella alabastrina is the source of this 1852-nucleotide messenger RNA. RefSeq lists its product as uncharacterized. The record is from RefSeq and is a predicted model, not a curated record. NCBI's taxonomy places the organism in Eukaryota, Fungi, Kickxellomycota, Kickxellomycetes, Kickxellales, Kickxellaceae. The coding region runs from base 118 to 1770 and encodes 550 amino acids. The transcript has a single exon.
UCUGGAUCCCUUUAUUUAUUUUUUGCUGCGCCCAUUUUGGUUGUCUUGUUUUAUUUUAUUUUGCCUUUAUACUUUAUACUUUAUUCUUGUUUUUUUUGUAAAUGUAAAGGACACAAAAUGAAUAACUCUGAAAGCGACAGUGACGAUUUUUUCAGUGAAAUUCGCGCACUCCGGCAGAAAUUUGGACUUUCCAAAGCCAAGGCUAAAACCAAAAUCCCAGCACACACACCGACCAGAGACCAACCAAACGCCACCACUUACAGCACCCACAGCAAUUCACCAGCCCCCACCAUGCCCAUCGUGCCCAAACAAGCAGCACCAGUACCAGCAACGACAUUGCAUAACCCUACAAAGCUUUCAGGCUCAAACAGCAAGAAUAUCACACCAGGAGAACUCGCAGCGCUGCUUCUGCCCCGCAACACAAAGAGGCACAAGGCAAAUCGGCGAACAAGCACGGGAAUAACCGUACCACCGGUGAGAACGCCAGAAUCCGAAAUAGUCAAUGCGCAGUCACCACUAUUCCGAACUUCAUUACACAUCGUGUCGCCGGCGCUAAGCUCACCUGCGAGUCCACUGUGGUCCCCGAUCAGGAGACCAUUCGAACUCCAAGGGUCGCCCACUCCCACCACCACUUCAGCAGCAGCAGCAGCAGGCUCAUUAGCAGUGGCAGGAGAGGAAUCAGCGGAUAUGGUUUUCGACUUGGCCAGCCUGGAUGCUUCCGAGUCGGCUAUUGGCCCACUGGGCGACCUAGAGGAAACCAUGAUGACAGAGAGAAACCUUGACCAAGCGAGACUCAAACUCGGACAGUUGCAGGCAGAAACCGAGCAGCAGAUAAUAAAGGAUUUGCGCGAUAGAUUGGUCGGAUACACAGCAGAGGUGGAAUUCCCAGCUGCUGCGGUUGCGUGCAAAUGGUGGUCAUCGGUUUUGCUCUGCCAGCUCCGUACAAUGGGCCAUGGCGAACUGGCGUUUUCCGACCAGGCAGUGGUUUGGCGCGGCCAAAUUAUUGGCCCCAUUAAGCCUGUUGGCGAAGUCGCUUCUGUGGUGGAUUCCGCUGGCGAUGGUGCUAGUGGCGGCGGCCAGAUGGAGGAUGUUGUUUUGGAGUUUCCGUGGUUGAAGGUCACGGCCUUGCGCAGGAAGUCUAUUGACAACGAUGAGUUUAUCAUGGUCACUGUGGAUGAGGACAUGGCUGUGGCGUUUCAGAUCACCACCUUGCGGUUAUCUGAGAAUAUCGACCAGCGCGUUGCCGAUAUGAGCGCGCAAAUCUCUAGGACGCUGAAACACCGCGCCCAGAAGCAGCAGCAGCAGAAGCAGGAGCAUCAGCAGUGCGAUUUACUACCGGAUACCUUGCGAGAAACUGCCACCUUGGUUGAAUCGCUGCUGAGGCUGGCCUCUCGCCACAGCGACCAGCAGUUCAGCACCCUGAAUAUUGAGCGCACAAUGGCAGCCCCGGACUUCCUAAAAGUAGCCAGCGACCUCACAAGCCAGUUCAGCAGGCGGCUAGGCACCCUGGCUCUGGAACAUCAACUGGCAGACGAAGACUCGGGCACAGAGACACUGCCUGGAACAUGCACACUCUGCUACACCACAUUCGAAGCCAUCGUGCUUUCACCCUGCGACCACCGACUCUGUGAAACCUGCUUCUUGAAACUCCGCCAGGACCUCCCCCAGCUAUCACAGCCUACUGAGGAUCCACUUUCAGAUUCAGUAGUGUGCAUUUGCCCGUGGGACAGAAUCCUCAUUACUGAAUGGACUACACUAUUGAAAAUGUAAUUUGGAAUUUCCAGACAUUUAUAGCGAAAGUCCAGAUUUUUAAGCGGGGGAUUUUCAAAACCCGUUUUUCACGCAAAAAGAC